This is a messenger RNA of Clonostachys solani, 1191 nucleotides long. The record is from the annotation of a GenBank genome assembly. Lineage: Eukaryota; Fungi; Ascomycota; Sordariomycetes; Hypocreales; Bionectriaceae.
AUGAACGCCAUUCUCCAUCUCGCCUCGCUUGGGGCUCUGGCCUUGAUUCCAGCCGUAGCAUGUGCAGCCACUACAAACACCAAGCGAUGUGUUGAACUCGAGGUUCCCGUCCCUAUUGUUGCAACCAACCAGAUUUUCGACCAGCCCCGAGUUGACAGCACCAUCGACGCCAUCGACUGGACUGUGUGGGUUUCCACACGGACUACUCUCCCAGCUAGGGACCGUGUCAUCAAGGAUAAUCCUAUCAAAGAUAUAUUCAAGAUCAAUGCCCAGUUGUGCGUCCCAUCGGACAAGGGCCCCAAAGCGGAUAUUUUGCAGAUUGCCACCCCAGGCCUUGGCUUUGAUAAACGAUAUUUUGACGCGGAGGUUCAGCCGGAUGAGUACUCCUACGUCAAUGCGGCCCUGAAGAAGGGCUACUCGAUCCUUACCUACGAUCGUCUCGGCACCGGCAAAUCCCAAAAGCCAAACGCCUACGACGUAGUUCAAAUCCCAACGGAGAUCGAGAUCCUGGCGAGCCUGACGAAGAUUGCGCGUAGUGGAAAGCUGAUUAGCUCAUCCAAGGUGUUGUCCAGCUCCAGAACCACCGUUUCUGACUUCGAGCCCUCCAAGGUCGUCCAGAUUGGUUACUCCUUCGGCUCGUUCCUCAUCCAAAAUGUGCUUGCGCGGUACCCCGAGCUCAGCGAUGGCGCCGUGUUGACAGCCCUUUACCCCAAUACUAUUCCGUUUGCGCAGAUGAUUGACGUCUUGCACUACGACCACGAGUACCCCAAGGAGAAUGACCCCGCUCGUUUUAGUGAAUAUGGCUCGGGCUACUUUGUUCUAUCAAACAAGGCUGAUCUUCAGAAGUUGUUUUUCCAGAAGAGAAGCUUGGACCCAGCACUGUUGACCUAUACCGAAAAGAUCAAGCAGCCCGAGACCCUGGGUGAGUAUGCCUCGGAAGGGUUGAGUUCAUAUUUGGUCGCGGAAGAUUUCAAGGGCCCGGUUCAGUUCUUCAUUGGCGAGUUUGACAAUUUUGUCUGCAGAGGCGACUGCAGGGGCAUCUACGACCCGACGGAAGCGAACAGGAUCUUCCCUCACUCAAACGCCACUUACUAUCUACAACCCAACACUGGUCACGCGCCGGGACUGUCGAAGAAUGCUUCUGCUGGAUAUGAGGUUAUGUUGGGGUUCUUGGAUUCUCAUAACCUCUAA